Strongylocentrotus purpuratus (purple sea urchin) is the source of this 1944-nucleotide messenger RNA. It is a transcript of the gene dctn6, whose product is annotated as dynactin subunit 6. Lineage: Eukaryota; Metazoa; Echinodermata; Echinoidea; Camarodonta; Strongylocentrotidae. The record is from RefSeq and is a predicted model, not a curated record. Gene Ontology annotation, molecular function: dynein complex binding. Bases 74 to 637 code for a protein of 187 amino acids. Gene Ontology annotation, biological process: mitotic spindle organization. The transcript is spliced from 7 exons. Gene Ontology annotation, cellular component: dynactin complex.
CCUUGGCCAGACGUAGUCUCAGAGGAACAGCCGUAUGUUAGCUUCCGAUAUGUUAUAAUGGAAUUCUGCCAUAAUGUCGACUUCUACAGGAACAAUGCCUAGACCGAGUAUUAAGAUUGGGGCAGGAGCAGUGGUGUGUGUGGAAGCAGAGCUGAGAGGAGAUAUUACCAUUGGCCCAAGAACUGUAAUCCACCCCAGAGCCAGGAUCAUAGCAGAAGCAGGACCUAUUGUGAUAGGAGAGAGCAACUUGGUGGAGGACCAAGUAGUUAUCAUUAACAGAAAGCAGCUCGGACAAGAGGGGCCAAUCACCAUGACGAUAGGAGCAAACAAUGUCUUUGAAGUUGGUUCACGAUGUGAGGCAGUACGUGUUGGUAACAAUAAUGUUGUGGAAUCAAAAGCUUUCAUCGGGAGAGACACAGAAAUGAGUAAUGGCUGCGUGAUUGGAGCCUUCUGCAAUAUCACCAGCCAUGAAAGGCUUCCAGAGCACACCGUUAUCUUUGGGGAUGAGUGCAGAAGGAGAUUACAAGCCGAUAAACCCCAGGCUCAGACGCUUCAGCUAGACUUCCUGAUGAAGAUUCUGCCCAACUACCAUCAUCUCAAGAAGUCCACCAAGACCAAAUCAGUAGAGAAGUCUUGAGACUAGGACAGGGAAGAGCUAAGACCAACAUGUACAUGUAGACAGUGUAGUCCUGAGACCAUAGACCUACGCAGUGUGGGUGUGAGACCAUGUCAAAGACCUGUGCAGUGUAGGCUGUGGACAACGACCUAUGCAGUGCAGGCCUUAGACCAAUAUCUACAUGUAUGCGAUGUAAGUACCAGUCCAUGUACCUAUGUAGUGCAGGCCUGAGACUGUAGACCUAUACCAUGUACAUCUAGACCAGACCCAUGCAGUGUAGGUCUUGGGCUAAAGACCUAUGCUGUGAAGGCCUGAGACUAAAAAAAAACUUAUGUCAUGUAUAAGCUUGCCAGUUCCACACUUUGUUACAGGCUUAUGUGAGGAAAUUUCCUUGCUAUGUACAUAAAAUAUGGUUUGCUGCUCAAGAGACUGGUAUUCAUUUUAAAUUCCAUAGGUAUGAAUAUUUUUUCUUUCCUUUCUAUUUUGCUGAAAUGAAAGAAGAUUCUGUAACUUUCCUUCUAUUGUGAUUAUAAUAACUUUUUAUUCUCUUUUAAUUCUUGAUUUUGCUCCUGAAAUCUAAUGAUACCCUAUAUUUUAUUGGGUGUGUUGAUAAGAUAAUUUACCAAGUUUAGUACAAUGAAUAAAUCUUGUACACUGUAUGUUUGUUUUUAUAAAGUAUAUAAAGGAGCAUAAUGGGGGGGGGGGCAACUUUUCAUUUGAAAUACCAACAAUUUGCACUCUGUACACAAUGUUAUAGGUCUAAAUAUUUGUCAGAUAUUUUUAUUUGUCAUCAUUAUUGCUCUCACUAUAAAUGUUGUGCAAUAUUAUCUAACUCCUGUAGAGUAUAUGGAAAGUAAAAUAGAAUGGAAAAGAUAAAGUUUAUUGAAGCAAGAAUACUAUUCCAAUAUCUGUUUUAGCUCUGUAUUUAAAUAGAAGUGAAUAUGUGUUUUAUUUUAGGGUGAAAGCCGAAAGGGCAUUAACUUUGUGCUAAUGUGAACACCCUAACGGCUAUGACCAGACAGACUAUGUUCCCUCAAAAGGAAAUGAUAGUUGAUCAUAAAACUUAUAUGUGUAGAGCAGUACAUCUACAUUAAGAGUCAAAAAAUAUUUUUCAGUCGACUUAGGUGUAAAAAGUAUUGAAAACUCAAUUAUUGUGUAGUUAGUGAGUUUAGGAAGGCUAUGUUAUGACAAGAAAAUUCAGAUUUCAAUGUAGUUCAUUGUAUCGAGAGUACAUUGCUCUUGCUUAUUUUGUGUACAAAACUUGUAGAGCAGUAAGAAUAGAAAACACAAAUGGAUGUAUCAUAUAAUAAAGUAAUCUAUUAACCUGA